Molecule: messenger RNA, 680 nt
Organism: Verticillium alfalfae VaMs.102
Lineage: Eukaryota; Fungi; Ascomycota; Sordariomycetes; Glomerellales; Plectosphaerellaceae
Exons: 2
Coding region: 30-446 (138 amino acids)
Source: RefSeq, a predicted model, not a curated record
CGGAUUCUUAUCGCAUAGUUUGCCGCUCUAUGUCGAUGUAUCAAUCUCCUGCAUCGUGGUAUAACUCGGGUCCGUCCAGAAGUAUAUACUACGAGCAGAUUCGCUUGAUCGAUGCUACACAGCUUCGGUCAACUCAACCAGGAAACCCAGGUAACGAUCCCGGUGGACAAUUCAACAGCUCAGGGGCAAACAAGAAAUCUCGAUGUGUGUUUACUCACGCUCUACGGCCACAUUCUGUUCACCUCGACCAGUUAUACCUAUGCCCUCAACUAUUUUUUGCGGGCCCGCUCGCUCGAUCCUAUGAACCCGAUGAUAAACCUCAGCGUUGGACUUGGCUACAUCCAUCAUGGCUUAAAGCGGCAGUCGGAAAAUCGGCAAUACCUUAUUAUGCAGGGUCUUGCGUGUUUGUUCGAAUACGCGAGUUGUCGUAUGAAUGGCUCCGAUAGUCAGAGACGUGAGGCGCUUUUUACAGUGGCACGUUCGUUCCACAUGCUCGGUCUCCAUCACCUGGCACAUUGUUGGUAUCAAAGGGUUAUUGACGACCAGAGUAUUCAUCCAGGAGUAUCUCCUGGAGACCGUGAUACUGUUACUAAUGCAGCCUUUAAUCAGUAUAUCAUUCUGAUAACUAGCGAGGAGAACACUAAUUUAGAGGCGAGCCUUCUCUGUAGACUAGUUCUUUA